Molecule: messenger RNA, 1902 nt
Organism: Linnemannia hyalina
Lineage: Eukaryota; Fungi; Mortierellomycota; Mortierellomycetes; Mortierellales; Mortierellaceae
Source: the annotation of a GenBank genome assembly
AUGAGCACCUUGAACGCAAUUGAUUCUGUCACCGGUGCCCGGGAAAGAAUUGGCGACCUUCUCCGUGACGGGAUCCACCACGUUACAUACCAGAUCCUUGAUAUCCUCGGUUACGGCACCUAUGGCUCAAUCUACCUCGCCAAAACCAUCCCUACUGUCCCCGGUAUGCUCCCUGAAUACAAGGCCAUCAAGUGCCUGUCCAAGAAGGGCCUCACCCAGUCGCAGUUGCUUCUUCAACGUCAGGAGAUCGAUCUCCACCUCUCGCUCUCCUCACCCACGAAUGGCCAGCAUCCUCACAUCGUCGACAUGUCCUCGGUCAUCGAAACUAAGGACUCGCUGUACCUCGCCAUGGAGUACUGCUCAGGCGGCGACCUUUACGAUACCAUCACCUCCCAGCACUCUGCCGCCCGCGACUCUGGCGUCGAUUUCGCUCCCAUGGCCCACCUCCCCGGCCGCUGCCUCGAUGUCCACUCCGACAGCUCUGUGGUCGACGCGAUGACCCAGAUCAUCUCCGCCUUGGUCCACUCUCACAGCCAUCAGGUCUUCCACCGCGAUCUCAAGCCCGAGAACGUCUUGGUCGCCAGCGAUGGAUCGCUUAAGCUCGCCGACUUUGGUCUUGCCACCAAGGAGCGCGUCUCUAAUGACUUUGGCUGUGGAAGUUCAUUCUACAUGGCUCCAGAGCAACAGCCUACGCGCUCCUCGGUUGGCCGUCGCCCCUACUUGCCAGCAAAGUCUGAUGUGUGGUCACUCGGUAUCAUCUUUUUGAACCUUCGUUUCGGCCGCAACCCCUGGAAGCUUUCCCGAGUCGACAUGGACGCCACCUUUGCCGCCUACGCCCAGAACUCUGAUGUGCUGCGCGAGAUGUUCCCAGAGUUGUCCCCAAGUGCCCUUCACUUUUUGAAGCGCGUCCUCUGUGUCGAUCCCAACGACCGUGCCGACAGCUACGAGGCCCUGGAGCUCAUCCAACGUGUCCACACCAUUGUGGGCCAUGAACCAAGCGCCAACGACUUUGCUUCGAUGGAGGACUGCAAUGAGGAGCGCAUUGAUUCCGACUUGAUGUUGGAUGACUCUUCUAUUGGCUCUUCCCGGUCUUCUGCUCAGGGUUCGGCGUCAAGUUACUACGAGGUCGACGAAGAGGAGGACGAGAUUGACUCGAUGUUCCGGAUGGAGGACGAUUAUGGAGCUCGUCUGCCUGGACAUGACUCCGAAAGCAGGGCUCCAUCGUGCUCGUCCAGCUGGUCCGUGGCCUUCUCCCACCAGUCGGGCAAGUCUUGGUCGGAUAUGAUUGAAGAGGACGAGAUGGACUUUUCUCUGCCCGUCGAGUUUGAAGAAGCGGGCCCUGCCAGUCCAGUACCCUCUGAUGAUAUCAAGACGACCACCGAUGAGGACCUUUCAUCCGAUGAAGAUGUUGCCGCCAACAGUUCCACCAGUGGCGCCAGCGAGAACACUAAAAACAACAUUAACAACAGUAACAACAACAACAACAACAACAACAACAACAACAACAACAACAACAACAACAGCAACAGCAACCCCUCCACCACAACAAACAACAACAACCACCCUGAUGACUCCGAUGAUGAUUACACCACUUCCACCUUUAUCCACCCAUUCGCCUGCUAUGACCACCAACACUUCAACCAACACUUGCACCAGCAAUCAUCCCACCACUCGAGUAACGACUUCCGAGGACUCCCGCACCCGCCUUGGUUUUCGUCUGCAACGUGGAACCGCUCCGAGCUCGAUCAAGAGUUUGUCCAAGCCGGAUUUGCAAAGCUUUCGGAGCUAGCGUUUCCAGGCACGUCUCCUCAAGCCUUUUCAAAUUCCUCUCCUCCAGCCCAGGUUGUUCCGCUUGGGAUGUUUUCCUUUGAGGAUGAUGGACUCUUGACCAACCCACCAUAG